This is a messenger RNA of Cladophialophora yegresii CBS 114405, 1065 nucleotides long. RefSeq lists its product as uncharacterized. Gene Ontology annotation, molecular function: oxidoreductase activity, acting on NAD(P)H. The transcript is spliced from 2 exons. The record is from RefSeq and is a predicted model, not a curated record. Bases 1 to 1065 code for a protein of 354 amino acids. Lineage: Eukaryota; Fungi; Ascomycota; Eurotiomycetes; Chaetothyriales; Herpotrichiellaceae.
AUGUCCUCCACCCACCAAGCCGCAGUCCUCCCAGGAAAGGGCGAACCUCUGAUCGUCCAGGACGUGGAGACCCCAAUCCCCGGGCCUCGCGAACUUCUCAUCUCAGUCAGCGCCAUUGCCUUCAACCCCGUCGACUUCAUCAUGAAAGACUUCGGCUUCAUGAUCGCGGCAUACCCGGCAAUCAUUGGAUCCGAUAUCGCCGGCACAGUCGAAGCCCUCGGCAGCGACAUUCCUGCCUCCUCGCCCUUCAAGCCCGGCGUCCGCGUCCUGGGCUUUGCCCCGGCGUUUGUCCAUGGCGGUAAGCCUAAAUACGGCGGUUUCCAAAAGAAAGUCGUCCUCCCCAUCGAAUGCGCGUGCCACAUCCCUUCGACCCUCCCCUUCACCAACGCGGCAACCCUGCCCAUGGCCGUCCUCACAGCCUGGACGGGCUUCACCACGCUGGGCUUCCCCACGACGACCACCGCGGUAUUCUCACCGGGAGACAGUGACGGCCCCAAACCAAAGCCCGGCCUCCUCAUCUGGGGCGCCUCCUCCAGCGUCGGCAUGUCCGCCAUCCAAGUCGCCGCCCACUUAGGCUUCCCCGCCAUCUACGCGACCUCUCGCCCACGGCACCACGCCCAACUGCUCGCCCUCGGCGCGACCCGCGCGUUUGACUACACCUCCGCCGGCGUGGUCGAGGAGAUCAUCGCAGCGGCAAAAUCAGACACUGUAGCUCUGAAAACCGCGUACCGCGCCACGGGCGACCUGAAGCCCGCGGUCGACGUGGUCGCUGCGUUCGGCGCCGGCGGGGGCGGCAAAGUUGCCUCCGCGCCGCAGCUUGACGAGACCACGCCGCGGCAUGAGGGCGUGGAAGUCAAGUUCGUCAUGGGCCCGCAGGAACCCGUCGCUGUGGCGAGGCAUCUUGAAUUCGUGCUCCACGAGUGGUUGGCCCCGAGGUUGCAGGCCGGAAACUUUGUGCCGGCGCCGAAGGCACGGGUGGUGGAUAAGGGUUUGGGCGCCGUGGACGUGGCGUUGGAUAUCCUCAAGGGUGGCGUGAGUGGGGAGAAGUUGGUCGUGGAGGUGUAA